Purpureocillium takamizusanense is the source of this 1875-nucleotide messenger RNA. RefSeq lists its product as uncharacterized. Lineage: Eukaryota; Fungi; Ascomycota; Sordariomycetes; Hypocreales; Ophiocordycipitaceae. The transcript has 4 exons. Bases 1 to 1875 code for a protein of 624 amino acids. The record is from RefSeq and is a predicted model, not a curated record.
AUGCUUGACUUAUUAUGGAAGUUGUCCUUGCUCGUGACCUGGCUCUGCGGCUUCGCAACAGUUGCAGAGUCCUCUGAGCUCGUUGUGCGCAACCUUCCGGGCCAUUCUCCUGAUGACACAGUUCGUGAGAUCCGGCGACGACUGGACCUCAGAGCAAAAAGCGCCAACACCACCGUCUUGUUCGAUAACUCCACAUCAUUGGACGCUGCACUCAACGACAAGACUCUCUUUGAGUUCAAAACUGACAACGUGGCACACCGGCUGGGCAAUGGCACAAAUGUCCAUGCCGGCAUCCAGAUCCGAUGUGCCAAAUGCUACAUCAAGGGUGUUGCUAGAGCCAAGCUCACCAAACAGGGGUCAUUCAAUGGAAGCGAUGUCCUGGACGAUAUCAAGAACAAUACAAAAAGCACGUUCAACAGCAUAACAGGCUACUGGAAUAACGUCACAAGCGUCAUCAAGGGGAAUAUAAAGAACAUGACACUCGACGAGAUAACUACCGAGAUUGAGCAGCUGCCUCCGCCUCAAAUCGAUUUUAAUGUUCGCCUGGACUUUCCGGACUACCAAUUACAGGUCGCUUUUGUGAACACCGAGCUCUACGUAGAGCUCAACACUAUACUUUCGUCUGGAUUGAGCUACUCAUUGACACUCUACUCAUCGAAAAAUUUCGGUAUUGACCUCGAAAACGGCUUGUUUGUCGGUGUCGUUUUCUCCAUUGAUCUCCUCCUCAGUGUGGACAAUGAAGUCGUGAUCAGCAGCGGAUUCCAUGUCAAACUUGACGAUGAAGUCCUCAUGACGAUUGCACUGUUUAGCAAGCAGGCAUCUGGCCUGGAAUUUAAGGGAGGCAAGUUCAGGUUUCUGCCCGUCACCAUCCAGAGCGAGAGCACCGUUUUUCGAGCCGUCCUGCGCCUGCAGCUGCGUACGGGCUUCUCCAUAAGAACACUGGACCCUGGUAUCAAGGUUGACAUUGGCGACUUAUCGACCGAUCAACUCAAAGCGUCUGCAGGGAUCGAGGCGCGAGUCUACGCCAACGUUGCCGAGUUCGUGACAAACGUGACGCUUCCAGGUUCAGGAAGCGACAGCCAACCGGCAUGCGCCUUAAAGGUCGUUCAAGAUUACAAACUGGCGAUUGGUGCCGCCGCCGGCGCGUCACUAGCCUUCCUGGGCAACACAUACGGCCCUACACCGGCAACGGAGAUUCCAAUCUUCUAUACCACAUUGGCAUCUGCUUGCUUGACAAGGGCAUCUAUAGCAACUAGCAGCGCAUCGCCCACCACCGCUCGUGCCGUACGUCGAGCCAAGGGCGACCCCUCGACGACGACGACGGUCACCACAGUGACCUACACGGCAACAGCGUGCAUGUCUCCGGGCCUGAUGAACUGCCCAGCGUCGCUGCAAACCGUUUCGAAGAACGUCGUCACCAAGACUUUGAGCGCGGCAGUUGUCUCAGGAUCGUCCGUAGUGUGGUCAACGGCAGUGGCCACGGCAAUUGCGACAGUGCCCUUUCCUCGGGACGCCAUGACGCUUACCGGAUCGUCUGGCGCGCCCAAGUCGUACGUUCCACCGCCGCCAACCACCACCACGGGCCGAACGCAAAGUUCAGGCGUAUCUGCGUCUCCAACAGAAACAGCCACGGCGUCAAGCGAAGACACUGGAGGAGUAAACAAGAAGCUCAUACUUGGACUGACCCUUGGUCUUGGCCUACCUGCCCUCAUUGCCAUCAUCGGUGCCUCAAUCAUUGUUCUGAGACGACGUCGUGAUACACGGUUUGCUUCCUUUAUAAUGACGGAUGAGGCGGAGCCUCCACAAGCAAUGCACAAGAACGGAAAGCAUCGACAGACCAUGUUCGGCUAUGCCGCCGUUCAAGAUCAUGAUUAG